CAGCUUUGGCGCCACGCCCAGCUGAUCAGCAUGAUUACAGAUGUGCAGCUCACCAUCUUUGCCAACAUGCUAGACAUGUUGCUCUUCCUGCUCGUUGUUCUCUGUCACUUCAUGGCCAUCAACAGAUCCAAGACACAGGAAUGAAAGUGGUGCUUUCUUUGCCCCAGGAUUCCAGGCCACAGUCUGAGACAAGAUAGAGGCUCUGGGGGAUCUACACACUUCACUUCAUCCCUUCUGCCCAUCACAACAUACAAAGCAACUACAUCUG
Molecule: messenger RNA, 268 nt
Organism: Vicugna pacos (alpaca)
Lineage: Eukaryota; Metazoa; Chordata; Mammalia; Artiodactyla; Camelidae
Product: dolichyl-diphosphooligosaccharide--protein glycosyltransferase subunit 4-like
Cellular component (GO): oligosaccharyltransferase complex
Source: RefSeq, a predicted model, not a curated record